AUGGCAGAAAGACAACCCGUACGAAAUGUGCCAGAUUUAAAUAUGCAAGCAAUGUUGCACGAGUUUGAACGAUUAUUUGAUCAAAAAUUGGAACCAAUUAAAGAUCGUCUUGAUCAAGUGGAAAUGAGAGGCCACCGAGGAAGGACUCCUCUAAGUCCACCUAGAAAUCGAAAUCGAAGACAAUUUCAAGACAAUGAAGUUUUUGAACCAAGUGGGGCCGAAAGUGAUCAAGGUUCAAACGUUAGUGAACGAAGGAGAGGUCGACGACAUCAUGGAUCACGAGAACAAGAAAGGUAUGAUGAUGAUCUUAAAAGUAUUAAACUAACUAUUCCUCCUUUCCAUGGACGUUCAGAUCCGGAAGUUUAUUUGGAAUGGGAGAAGAAAAUUGAGUUAGUGUUUGAGUGCCACAAUUAUUCCGACGCAAAGAAGGUUAAAUUGGCGGCCAUUAAAUUUUCAGAUUAUGCAAUGAUUUGGUGGGACCAAUUUGUCUCGAGUCGAAGGCGAAAUGGCGAGCGUCCUAUCACCACUUGGACUGAGAUGAAAGCCGUGAUGCGGCGAAGGUUUAUUCCUUCAUAUUAUCAUCGGGAGUUGUAUCAAAAGCUCUAA
Messenger RNA from Gossypium raimondii (Peruvian cotton), 606 nucleotides. RefSeq lists its product as uncharacterized. The transcript has a single exon. NCBI's taxonomy places the organism in Eukaryota, Viridiplantae, Streptophyta, Magnoliopsida, Malvales, Malvaceae. The coding region runs from base 1 to 606 and encodes 201 amino acids. The record is from RefSeq and is a predicted model, not a curated record.